AUGCCGCCCGCGUCGUCGGGUCGCUCUUCCAUGUGCCCCACCCCGGCUGUAGGCCGGCAGAGCUUGGCGGGCGGGAAGAGUAACGGCGGGUCGAAGGCGGACCCUCGGCCGAUCACGAGCAAGGCGUACCAGAGCCGGUGCGCGGACUCGGUGCUGGAGUAUCUGCUGGCGGCGGGGUACGACCGCAGCUUGAACCGUAAGGUGUUGGCCAUGCCGAGCAGCAAGGACUUCUUCCGCAUGGCGGAGUUCCUCCUCGCGCGCAUCGACCCGCGCUUCAAGCUGGGCGCGAAGCAAGACGACGACCUGCUGGCGGCGCUCAAGUGGCUCGGAUACCCGUUCAGCAUCAGCAAGAACGCGCUGCACUCCGUCGGAACGCCGCACACGUGGCCGCCGCUGCUCGCCAUGCUGCACUGGCUCGUGCAGCUGCUCGCUUACCACCAAGCCACCACCGCCGCGCACUCCGCUCCAUCCGCAUCGGCUCAAGCGGGCGCGGUGCAUCCGGUGCGACGGUUGUUCUUGGAGCAGGUGCGCGCGGGGUUCCGCGUGUUCAUGAGCGAGGAGGACGAGGACGCCGCCACGGCCGGCAGCCACGCCGCCAUGGAGGAGUUCGUGCGACGCAGCGAUGCCAUGCUGGACGACGUGCGACGGAGCAUCGGCCAGAAGGAAGAGAUCGUGCAGCGCCUCAAGGAGCGAGUGCAACAGGCGGAGGGGCCGUCGCGGCUGGAGGCGGUGGUGGCGCAGCGCCAGGCGGUGGUGAAGGCGGUGGGGGACGCGGAGAGGCGAGCGGCGCAGGCGAGAACGGAGAGCAAGGAGCUAGAUGCGGCGAUGGAGGAGAAGCGCGCGGAACUGGAGGAGCGUCGUCGCGCAACGCAGGCGAUGAAGGCGGAGAACGCGCGGUUGCGCGCGACAGUGGAGGCGCAGGGGGUGACAGCGGCGGAGGUGGAGCGCAUGGUGACACUCAAGGCGCAGCGCGAGGAGGCGCGCAUGGCGGUGAUGGCGGGGCGCAAGGACGCGGAGAAGGAGGCGUGGGCGGCGGAAGUGGAGGUGGCGAGGCUUGUGGCGCAGAUGGAGGCAGGCGCGCACGAAUUCAACGCGCUCGCCGCCAAGCGCAAGCUGGUGCCCGACACGGCGAAGCACGCGCGCGGAAUGCGAUACGACGUGUGCGUGAAUCCACGCGCGGGCACAUGGACGGACAUGCUGGGCGACUGCCACCCCAAGGCCGACAUCCGCGCGGGGCUGGCGGGCGUGCUGCGCACAUACGAGGAGAAGCGCGCGUGGCGGGAGAGGCAGGUGGCGGAGGCGGAGGCGGAGGUGGAGCAGGCGGAGGGCGAGGCGAAGGACGCACAGGCAGCGGCGCAGCACAUGGAGAAGAUGCGCACCAUGCUGGAGCAGGACGAGAGGGAGGAGAUUGAGAUGCGGCAGAAGCAUGUGGAAGCCAUGGUGGUGAAAGUGCGGGAGAGCGAGAGGCGCGUGCGGCAGCUGGAGCAGGGGCGCGGCGAUGAGAUCACUCAGCUGGAGCAGGAGCUCAAG
Closterium sp. Naga37s-1 is the source of this 1530-nucleotide messenger RNA. The record is from the annotation of a GenBank genome assembly. Lineage: Eukaryota; Viridiplantae; Streptophyta; Zygnematophyceae; Desmidiales; Closteriaceae.